Messenger RNA from Trichomycterus rosablanca, 2724 nucleotides. RefSeq names its product nitric oxide synthase 1 (neuronal) adaptor protein a (gene nos1apa). NCBI's taxonomy places the organism in Eukaryota, Metazoa, Chordata, Actinopteri, Siluriformes, Trichomycteridae. Gene Ontology annotation, molecular function: nitric-oxide synthase binding. The record is from RefSeq and is a predicted model, not a curated record. The coding region runs from base 426 to 2498 and encodes 690 amino acids. The transcript is spliced from 12 exons.
AGAGAGUAUGGUGGUGUACAUAGUUCUGUGUGGAGUUGGAGAGGAAGGGAAGGGAAGGGAAGCUCCAGGUUCCAGGAACUCAGGGAAGGAAAGUCAGCCGGACUGUUCCGUGUUUAGACGGGUAACACCGAGCAGUUAGGAGGUCCAACAGCAAAGUGGGAGAAACAGAAGGACCGAGUGGGAGAAACAAAGAAACCGAGUGGGAGAAAAGGAGGAAAUAAAGCGGAGUUUAGUGCAGAACUGACUGAUUGUGCGGGAGAUCUGAUCUGUUCGGAGCGGAUAGAAAGUUGCGCUGCUGGUAAAACACGGACGGCUGGACUAUGAGUUUUGUGGAGAUCAAACCAGCAGAUCGUUUCAGCUAAAAUUUCGGGAUUUUUUGUUGUUGUUCCGGUGUUUGUUUAUUCGGGAUUUCCUACUGAGAGACCAUGCCUGCCAAAACCAAGUAUAAUCUAGUGGACGACGGGCAUGAUCUGCGGAUUCCUCUGCACAACGAGGAGGCAUUUCAGCAUGGCAUUAAUUUCGAAGCGAAGUACAUUGGCAGUCUGGACGUGGCGCGACCCAACAGCCGUGUGGAAAUUGUAGCUGCUAUGAGACGCAUCCGGUAUGAAUUUAAAGUGAAGAAUGUCAAGAAGAAGAAAGUCAACUUCAUGGUGUCUGUGGACGGGGUGAAGAUCGUACUGCGUAAGAAGAAAAAGAAAAAGGAAUGGACCUGGGAUGAAAGCAGGAUGCUGGUGAUGCAGGACCCCGUUUACAGAAUAUUUUACGUAUCACAUGAUUCGCAGGACCUGAAAAUCUUCAGUUACAUAGCCAGAGACGGGCAGACCAAUGUUUUCAGAUGCAAUGUCUUCAAAUCCAAGAAAAAGAGCCAGGCGAUGCGGAUCGUCCGAACUGUUGGUCAGGCGUUUGAGGUGUGUCACAAGUUGAGCCUGCAGCACACGCAGCAAAACGCAGACGGUCAGGAGGACACGGAGAUUCCCACAACCUGCACAGCGUCCGACCUGCAAGGUCGGGAGUUGACCGGAGCUGAGAAGACACUGGCGGAUGAGACAGAUAUCGAUGCAGAGGAGGUUCCUUUGCCCGACAGCACAAUAGAUGAUUUCAGCCGAGGUGUCACUGACUUGGACGCUGCUAAGAAAGAGGACGACGGUACAAAGGACAGAAAGCCGACAGAAGACAACUCCAUCCUGCUCUCCUCUCCGAAGAUGCUGCUUCCCUCAUGCAGUGAUUUGGCGGCCGGGACUCCGCUGUCCAUGCACCACCAGCUCCAGCUUCUACAGCAACAGCUCAACCAGCAGCAACAGCAAACCCAAGUGGCUGUAGCUCAGGUUCACCUAUUGAAGGAUCAGCUAUCUGCAGAGUCGAUGGCGAGGAUAGAGGCUCAGGCUCGUGUUCACCAACUACUGCUGCAGAAUAAAGAUCUGCUUCAGCACAUCUCACUGCUGGUCAAACAGAUCCAGGAACUGGAGCUCAAACUGGCUGGCAGUGGCUCUAUGGGAUCACAGGACAGCCUCCUGGAGAUCACAUUCCGAUCCAACGUUCCACCCAUCAUCUGCGACGUCACCACACCCCGCCCUGACGACCUGGUCCUGCCAUCGCUGAACGACGGCACCCAGCUCUCUCUGCCCCUGAGCAGUCCUCUAGUUGACCAAAGUAUGUUUGAGAACUCGAGUGCCGGUGAGCAGAUGAAGCAGGAAUCCAGACCCAGCUCUGGUCGCCGUGACCUUUCACCUCCAGCAGGACAGAAAGGCAGCACACCCCUGAAGAACCUGAGCAAAGCCGUGGGGGCAAAGAUGAACGAUCUGCUGCGCCGCAAAGAACCGGGAAGCCUGGGGGACAUCGGAGUCACCGAGGUCAACAAGAACGUGGAGGCGAUGUGGUCCAAUCACACUGUGGUGACUGCUAACAGUCACAUAUCUUUGGAAGCCUUCCCCCGCCUGGAUCCUCCACCUCCCACCAACAAGAAGCGUCUCCCACGUGCUUUAAAGACCACUCAGGAAAUGAUGAUUUCCUCUGAUCCUGUGGUGGCCUCUCCAGAUCUCUCAGACUCCUCCUUCGUGUCCUCCCCGGAAAAGAAUCGCCUCGUACCAGCCUCCAAAUCCCACAGACAGCCCGAAGAGCUGCCAGAGAAAACAUCAGAACCCGCUGAUACCCCUGAGGUCCAGAUGAACGAGGAGAAUCAGUCUGAGGUGGAAGAGCAGUCUGCUGAAACAGAUGAUGUGCAGAUAACAAACGACAUGAAGGACGGUGAUGGUGUGGAUGGAGACCAGUCUCAGCUGCUGCUGUCUGUUCCUGAUCUUAUCCACAAGGACGACUUGGAGCUGAAGCAGAAACUGAGUAGCUCUGAGAGCAGAACGGCUUCCACACCGUGUCCUGGGAAAGGAGACUGUCGGAUUAGCCUGAGCGAGGGCGAGCUAAUGCAGAACGGCUCAGUGGAGUACAAGAGAAACCCCAGCGGUGAGAAUGAUGAGCCUCAUCCAGACCUGCUCUCAUUUGAGUAAACUUGUGUCAGAUCAUUAUUCUUAUCCCAGUGUUCAUUAGAGGGCUUAUGAGUGGUUCAGCCGGAGAAAAACUAUAUGCAAAUAUAUAUAUAUAUACAGCUGGAGAAAAACAACAUAUUUAUGCUAGUCUAAUAACAACCAUGCAAUAUGAAUUUAUCCUUACAAUGUUUCUGUAAACCACUGUUUCUGUUUGCACUACUGUGUAUUAUUUGUGUAUUUUAUAAUC